CCACGGUAAACCAAAACCCAGAACGUAUUUAUAAAAGCCAAACACGUCUGUUCCGCACACCUAGUGACUUUCCGGACAUCCACCAUGAACCACUAUUAUUGGGCAUCGUCGUUGUUGCUCUUCGCCGUCGUCUUGAACUCGGCCGUCGCGUUCAAGAUACCAGGAUUAUCGUCGGGAGGUAAUAGCGGUAGUAUCAACAGAUCGCCACCACCGCCCGGAAAUCGGGCACCAACGGCCAAUGCCGGCGGCCACAGAGGACCGGAAUCCGAGUAUAUGGGUCCGGUGUUCAUAAUCAGAGAGCUGGACAAGGACAAAGGAGAGUACGACGCGUUCGUGACCACCGGCGGCAUACAAGAGGUGAGACCGCCGCCAAUGAGUGACAGGUCGCUACCACCACAGCAGCAAGGCAAACCGUCCGCCGUCAGGGACGACGAGGACUCAGAGCAUUUUGGAGUGUUGGUCACUCCCGAAACGGUCAGGCGACUGGACCGGGACGAAAAGCUAAAGGCGUCGUCCAUCAACGUGACCAUGUCCGUCCUCCUGUCGGCCGCUUCCUCGCGGAUGCCCUGGCUGCUCGUCUUGCACCGCAAACAGUAUCCGCACCUGUUCGAGUACCAGCAACAGCAGCCCUCCCAGUCUCACCACCAGUAUCAGGCUCAACAGCCACAACAUCAGCAACAGCAACACCAGCAGCAGCAACAGCAACAGCAAUACCAGCAGCCACCGCAAUACCUUCAACCGGCGCAGUCGGAAGCCGUGCAGGCGGACGUCAUCCCGGGGCUGCAGCAUCCGCAAGUGCCGCAGCGUCGCCGGUACCAGACGGACAGGCAGCGCCGGUCCAUGCUGUACGCCGCCGACGACAGCCGAGCGCCGCCGAUGCCGUUCGAGCACCAACUGCUGUCCACCAUGUGCUAUAACUUUGUCCGGGACUACUACUCGUCUGAACAGUCACCUCCGAGACUUCCGAUUGCUCUGGCCGACGUGAGCGCCGUGUAUGGUGACGACAGACGGCAACCAGAACCGGAACAAUACGGCCGGUACCGGCAAGACGUCUAUUUGGACGCCGACGCUUACGCUGCUGCAGCCACAGCCACCGGCCCUUCCGGUCGCGUCCAAAAGUCGCAGCCGCCUCCUCCUUCGUCACCAGCUCAACAUUCUCCACCUGUGGAGACUGUCGCGACCAUUCGACCGGAAGAAGAGCAGCAGCAGCAAUCCGACGGCGUGAUCGUCGGCAUGACGAUCCCAAAACGCGUUUCCUAGACUUGAACCGUCGAUCGCGAUACGGCGGCGCGUCUUUAUAUUACGAUUUUCUGUUUUUCCUCGUCGCCAGUAGUUUAGUUCACAGCGUUUCGGAACUCGCGCCGGUGCGUUUGUCCGGCACCGAUCGCUGUGCCCGAUCAUAUUAUUAUCAGCUGUUAUUCGCUUAUUUUUUUCUAUUUCAUUUGUCACGUUACGAUCGAUAACGUUGAUUUGCAUGAGAUCCUUAUUGUCAUGUUGUCGUCGAACGUUGUUUUCUACAAUUUCCAUUACGAUAUUAUAUAAUAAUAUAAUACAAAUUAUUAUAAGCGCGAAUAUUUUAAUACUAUUAAUAUAACCAUAUACGCUAUAAAUAAAACCUUCUUUAAUAUUAUACGCAGAA
This is a messenger RNA of Aphis gossypii (cotton aphid), 1639 nucleotides long. RefSeq lists its product as uncharacterized. The record is from RefSeq and is a predicted model, not a curated record. NCBI's taxonomy places the organism in Eukaryota, Metazoa, Arthropoda, Insecta, Hemiptera, Aphididae. The transcript is spliced from 2 exons. Bases 85 to 1260 code for a protein of 391 amino acids.